AUUUCCCUCCAGAAAGGUUGUACCGAUUUACAGUUUCACUGGCAAGAUAUGAGGGCUCCUUGUAUCGCAGUCCAACCCCAGCUCAUUUCUUAGUGUAGGUUUGUUUUUAGGAUGGUCGGGCUCAAAGCAGAACUAAGAGAUCUGCCGUUUUGGACACGGCCGAGGCGCGCGGCUCCCGGCGCCUGGAACGCGCUCUGAGUACGCCGGUCCCUUCAAGGUUGCGCGGGCUCCCGACGAGACCCGGCCCAGCCGGGCACCCCCGCGCGCUCCCGGAUCUCGCCGGCCGGUUGCCAUGAGAACCACGGAGCCUCCGAACGCCCGCAGACUAGCCUGUAUCUGAGGGGGCGAGGGAUACCGAGGCCCAGGCAUGGAGCUGCCGGAUCCGGUGCGCCAGCGGCUGGGAAACUUCAGCCGGGCUGUGUUCACUGAUUCCAAUCGGACCGGUCCGGAGUACAGUGAGGGUCCCGAAAAUGAAAUGGUCUCCAGUUUGGCAUUGCAGAUGUCACUUUAUUUUAAUACCUACUAUUUCCCACUGUGGUGGGUGAGCAGCAUUAUGAUGCUUCACAUGAAGUAUUCAAUCUUGCCUGAUUACUACAAAUUCAUUGUGAUCACUGUUAUCAUCCUAAUAACCUUAAUUGAAGCCAUCCGGUUGUAUCUGGGCUACAUGGGUAACCUACAGGAAAAGGUUCCUGAGUUGGCUGGCUUUUGGCUUUUGAGCCUUCUAUUGCAGUUACCUUUAAUUCUUUUCUUGCUCUUUAAUGAAGGCCUAACAAAUUUGCCCUUGGAAAAAGCGAUACAUAUCAUCUUCACUCUCUUCCUGGCUUUCCAAGUUGUUGCAGCAUUUCUUACCUUAAGGAAAAUGGUUAAUCAGUUGGCAGUUCGUUUCCACCUCCAAGACUUUGACCGGCUCUCUGCAAACAGAGGAGACAUGAGAAGGAUGAGGUCAUGUAUAGAAGAGAUCUGACCCAGUGUUGAGUGAAAAUCUGACAGAUCAUUCUAGAAGACUGUAAGAGUUAGGAAAAUAUCAGAGCUCUAAUAUGAGAAAAGGGACAAAGCAAUUGUUUUGUAUACACUCACACUCUGAAAUUCCAAGGUUGGGGGGCAAUGAUGAAACUUUGUACAAUGUAUGAAUCAGUAUAUUAGCCCCAAAACCUAGAUGUUGUCCACCUGAUGCCGAAUUUCUUAAUGUUUUUUGAUGUUGUCUUUUUCAGGAGUGUAGAAAUGUAUGUAUUGGUGGUUGUCAUUUGCCAGCUCUCCUGUAGUAAUUCUGGUUAGAAUCUGUAACUAGAGAUGUGCACAUUUCUUUAAAACUUGUUGGUUGUCUGUGUCUUGGCUGUACAUAUGACCAUGUUUCUUGACAUGGAAAUGCCAGUCAAUGUUCCUAUGUAUCUGACUAUAUCUAUAAACCAAGAGACCCGCCAGGCGCAGUGACUCACACCUGUAAUCCCAGCACUUUGGGAGGCCAAGGCGGGUGGAUCACGAGGUCAGGAGAUCGAGACCAUCCUGGCUAACACGGUGAAACCCCGUCUCUACUAAAAAUACAAAAAAAAAAAUUAGCCAGGUGUGGUGGCGGGCACCUGUAGUCCCAGCUACUUGGGAGGCUAAGGCAGGAGAAUGGCGUGAACCCGGGAGGCGGAGCUUGCAGUGAGCCAAGCCACUGCACUCUAGCCUGGGCAGCAGAGCGAGACUCUGUCUCAAAAAAAUAAAUAAAUAAAAAAUAAACCAAGAGACCAAAUUUUCAUGUCUGCUAGGGUUAAAUUCUAACCCUAAUAUUAGCUGUUAUACUGAGAUUAAGAAGAAAACAGGUGGAUUGCCUUGGUAUUUAGGAAAUAUUUUUGUUAUAAAAUUAUAACUUUCAUAAAACCAUAUUCAGUAUUUGUUAUAGUGGUAUACAAAAUGCUUUUACAAUAAAUUAUUAAAUAUUUAAGGUAUCAACA
Mandrillus leucophaeus (drill) is the source of this 1937-nucleotide messenger RNA. RefSeq names its product transmembrane protein 17 (gene TMEM17). Gene Ontology annotation, biological process: non-motile cilium assembly. NCBI's taxonomy places the organism in Eukaryota, Metazoa, Chordata, Mammalia, Primates, Cercopithecidae. The transcript is spliced from 4 exons. The record is from RefSeq and is a predicted model, not a curated record. Bases 368 to 964 code for a protein of 198 amino acids. Gene Ontology annotation, cellular component: ciliary transition zone.